This is a messenger RNA of Sphaerodactylus townsendi, 3908 nucleotides long. RefSeq names its product family with sequence similarity 83 member E (gene SACK1E). The record is from RefSeq and is a predicted model, not a curated record. Lineage: Eukaryota; Metazoa; Chordata; Lepidosauria; Squamata; Sphaerodactylidae. The transcript is spliced from 5 exons. The coding region runs from base 1 to 1605 and encodes 534 amino acids.
AUGGCUGGCUCCCAGGUCCGCUGCUUGGAGAGCGAAGAACCUUAUGCCAAAGUAACCGAAUCGAAUCCUGAAUUUUAUUACUGUGAGGGUCAGCGGCUGGCCCUUGAAGCCCUGCUCGCUCAGGGUAAGGCUGCAUUUGAAGAAUCCCUCUCCCGGGAAAAGCUGCGCCCCUUCCUGUCGGAGGCGGAGCAACAAGAACUGAAGGAGGCCACGACUGCAGAAGAGUCCCAGGUCCUUCCGUCUGGAGGAGCGGGGAGGAACAAGUAUGGGGAUCAAGGAUCAAGUCUCAGCUAUUGGCCUGGACGGUCGGACGAGCCCACACCAGACCUGGAGCUGGGAUGGCCGGAAGACGGGGCCUGGAAAGGGAUUACCCGGGCAGAGGUGUACACCCAUCCCCCAGGAGAGGGAGCACCACACAUCAAGGAGGUGGUGCGCAAAUGUCUUCAGCAAGCCAACAAGGUGAUCGCCAUCGUCAUGGACGUUUUCACGGACCCGGACAUCCUCUCGGAUCUGUACGAUGCUGCUGUCCGGCGCCGAGUCCCAGUGUACAUCAUACUCAGCAGACGGCAUCUCGAUGCCUUCCUCAUCAUGGCUGAGAAAAUGUGCCUAAAUGUCCGAUAUACGGAGAAGCUGAGAGUCCGAGUCAUCCAGGGUUGCGCCUUCCAAAGCAGACACCAGAAGCAGGUCACGGGGUCGCUGAAGGAGAGAUUUGUGCUGGCUGAUGGAGAAGUCGCAAUCACUGGCAGCUACAGCUUCACGUGGACCGACGCCCGGUUGAAUCGUCACCUGGUCACUAGGCUUACAGGGGAGGUGACAGAAGCGUUUGAUCGAGAAUUUCGAACCUUGUAUGCUGCUUCCUGCCCCUUGCCAGGCCUAGAGGUACCCUCUAGACCCCAAGUUGCUCAUGUGCCUCCACUACCUGCCACGAAUGGACCAGAGGUGGCUCCAUAUGUCAGUAUCCUGGAUGGGGUACAACUGUCCUCCAACCGCAUUGCUGAGAGGCGCUCUGUAGCACCGCAUCCUGUGGCCAAGAGCCGUGCCGGUGAGUGGGAACUCGUGUUAGCCUCACCUGCGACUGCGGAGGAACCUGUGCUACCGGCUCCACUGCCUGAGGCCUCGAUCCGGAACCGUUUAGGAGCAUGGCGAGGCAUGGACCUGUCCGGGAGAGCCCCGCAGGGAUCCCAAGAACGGCACAGCGCUCUCAGUGAUAUUUUCCGGAAGGUGCAGCGGGCCCAACUCUCAGCAGCCAAGACCACGGGUGCCCGUGCUAGUAAGUCACUGUGGGACCUCAGCCGUUUCAGCCAAAUGUCCGGAUCCAGCACAGGGUUUGACCGCAAUGGAAUAGACCCAGCUGAAGAAGCAAAGAAAUGGGGUUACCAGGACACACCAGCCAGGGAACUAAUGAAACAACGUGUGGUUGGCCAUGCUCCGGAUGAGCCACGGAUGCCAGUCUACCUGGCACAUGGGCGCAUGCCACCUUCCUCUGGCUACCCAGGUCUAGGAAGACUACAAGGACAGCUAUAUCGUACGACUGCCCAUCCAGGUAUGCCCCGGGCUUGGGGGCAUACAGGAAAGCCCCCCCAUGGGCAUAAUUUCCGCUUCUGAAAUCCCUCCCAUCUAUCUUGAGGUAGAAAACCUAUCAGAAGGCUAAUGCGGGACACAAACUGUGUAAGAUUUGCCCCAAGAACAACGGCUUACAGAAAGGAGGAGAAAUUAGAGAGAUGCCACGUCAGGAAGAAUUAUAACUUGGUGUUGCUGGUUUAUCAUGAGAUACGCUGGGAGGCAUUUGCCGCCUCAGGAAAUUGCUAACAACUGAAAGAUGACAUUUGGGAUUGCUACCACUCGAUACUGGGGAAAUAACUUGGUUCUGAAGUGCAGCCUGGGAAACUGAACCGCGUCCCACUCGGGCAGCUACACUGGAGCACGACUGGUUCGUACUAGGAUGAACUGUAAACAAGCAAUAAGCGUGGAAACUUGCACAUUUUGGAUACAGCUGCUGAGACACUGAGAAUCAGUACAUGGAUUACACCAACAGAAAAAUGGAAGGGCUGGGCUAGUCUUUAACCCACCCACCGCUCAAUUAGUUGCAACUGAGGAUACUUGCAGAGUUUACUACACGUUUUAAAAACAGUCACUGCAGGUCAAGGAUAUAAUGUAGAGUUCUGACCAAAACACAGUAUUGGAGACUUGAGAAAGGGGUGUAGGCAGAAAUGCUGCAGAGUGUCUAAUAAGGCCCCUUCCGCACAUGCAGAAUAUAAUGCACUUUCAAUCCACUUUCAAUGCACUUUGCAGUUGGAAUUUUACUGUGCGGAAUAGCCAAAUCCACUUGCAAACAAUUGUGAAAGUGGAUUGAAAGUGCAUUAUUCUUGCAUGUGCAAAAGUGGCCUUAAAGUUAUGGCACAGCCCCACUGUUUCCUAGGGCUAGAGACUCCAUUCCAGGGCGGGUGUGAAUUGGGAGAUACAGGGCAGAUGAUUGAGAGACAAUAACUUGCUCCAAGACAGCAGAAAGGAAUGCUCCAUCCCAAGUUCAAGGACUAUAGCACUGGGCAAUGCAAAUUAGACAGCAGAUUAGACAAAGACACUGGAAACAGCUUCAGGUGAAUUUUGGGUUUUUAAUUCCAGUUGUCAAAGAAGAGAGAAAAAUCUAGACGACGAGUUGAAAGCGGAUAUCUCUCGGUAACCGUUCACUUGAGGUGGAACGCCAGGCCACAGUUUCCCCCUGUGGAAUAGCUAGACCGCCACGAGGACGAUCACAAUUCAGACUCGGAGAAAUAAUAUUCUGCGCCCAAAUGGGCAACAUCUGCUAUUUCUGCAAGAAAGCCGAGCAGCGGCAAAAGAUAAAAAGGGGAUCCUGACCGCCUUGUCUCUAUGCAAUUGCUUCCCUGCCAGGAAAUCUCAUUCCCUCAGCAAUCAAAACAAUUUUUGUCUCGGGGUGGGUGGGUGUGGGUGUGUUAGGAAAUGUGGCAGCAUCUUCACCCCAGUCGUUGCGUGAUUCCAGCAACCUGUGCAAAUAGCACAAGACUUAUGGGCACGGCGGGGUGGGGGGUGGGCGGUAGGGCCAAUAAAGAAAUUAAAAAUAAGGAAAACCAAUUCCGCUUCCUACCCUGCCAUGGUGAUAGCCGCACAUCUCUGUGGUAUUGUGGUCCAAAAGUCGCGAAACUGAAAGUUUACUGUUCAAAAAAACAACGCUAAAGGAGUUCUGACGGUUUUCAAUUUCUACCCUUCAAGCCUCUCUGCUCUGUCGAACCAAACGCUCGGCACACUGCAGCACCGGGGAACAUUCCUGAGCUCUUUUUUAAUCCUCUCCUCCAUUAGUUAUUAACAUCAGGGCUAAAGUAUUACGUUAUGAUUAACACUGAAGACUUUGCCAUAUGGCGGAAGUCUUUUGAGGGGGGGGAACAAAAGAUGUGGAAGCUGCGCCCUCUAGAGGUCGGACUCCCCACGGCACCGUUUCCAGUAGCAACAUCAGCGCAAGAAUGUCUGAACCAAGAAAGUGCUAGCGGCACAAAAGGAAGCCCCCUUUCUGGAGGGACUUGCUUGGAACGGAGAUAAAACCUCUCUUGAAGCCGGAACCUGUUUCCUGGCAUAGCAACGAGACCCUGAAAAAUCUCACAGCCGUCCACUGUCGCCAGUUACUUCUCACGUGCUCAGAGAAACUCAACCGAUGGUUUUGUCAACAGGCUGAAAGAGAGGAGAACAGACAUUUAGAGACCAGAGGACCAGGGAUUCAAGGACACACAGCCAGAAUUCCAGAUUAGACCAUUGACCCAGCUAUACUCUGUUUCACAUAAAGAUGUUAGUUUGGGCAGUUGAGGUGCAGCAGUCGAGAAAAUGGUACGCAUCCGCAUUAGAAUAGAGUCAUAAGAGCAUAAGAACAAGCAUGCUGGAUCAGACCAGAGUCCAUCUAG